Molecule: messenger RNA, 2052 nt
Organism: Hyaloperonospora brassicae
Lineage: Eukaryota; Oomycota; Peronosporomycetes; Peronosporales; Peronosporaceae
Source: the annotation of a GenBank genome assembly
AUGUUUGACACGACGAUGGACGGCCGCCACACCCCAAGCAAGAACCGCGUCAAGCACCGGUCAAAGCACAACGUGACAGCUCUGGACGAUGCCGGGGUCAUGACCGGGCACGCGCUGGCGCAGACGGGGCCGUGCAGACGCAAUAACGUGCAGAAGCGCCGAAAUGGUAGGGAGGAAGAGCACCAGUAUAGUCGGUACACGGAGGAGAUCGAGCAACUGCCGCUCGGUCCGGACACGCUCCAGCGCAUGCAGCAUCUACACGACGGUCAGCAGUACGAUCGACCACCGAGACUGUUGCCCGACAUUGCGAGCGUCAAGAUUUUGUCGCACCAAGAAGUACAGCUCGAUGUCAAGCACAUUCAGCACCAGCUCGCGGCGUUCGAAGCUCGUGCGGGACUUCAGCUGUAUGUGAAGCGCCCGGCGGUCGGGGACAAGCAGGUUCGACGGCUGUGUCUCGUCAACGAGAGCGACAAUGACUGUGAUGCAACGACGACAGCCGCACGAUUGCCGACAGCGCGGGAUCAUCCACGCAGUGACGUCAUGGCUCCAGAGGAACUUGUUGAGACGUUACCGGCUGCUCGACGUGCUGUGCGUAUCACGCAACGUGAGCUCCAGGCCAUGAGAAUUGAGCGUGAAGAUCUCGAGCGAGCUUUUGUCCGGCAUCGGUGCACCUUGUUGUGGCAAGUUGGUGAAAUGAAGCGCAUGCAAAAGCAGCAGGAUCGUGUGACGCGAGCACUCAGUUGCGAAGUGGUGAACACGGCAAAAAGCUUGGAGUCAAGUCGACGGCGCACUAGUGCACUUCAGGACAUUAUGACAGAGCUUGACGUGCGGGGCAAUGACGUCUUGCGUCUUACUCGUGAAAAGAGCAGGCUUAAAGCAAUGCUGAAAGCACGGAAUAUUGAACUGCCUGAAAUCGACGAAGUCUGUGUUGGUGACCGUGUGCAACAUGAUUCGUUUGGGACUGGUCGUGUGCUCGAACUGCGCCUAGCUGCGCGGCAACUGGUGGUGAAGCUGGAUUCAGGUGGCACUGCAUACAUUCAAGAAGAGGGUGCGGAGGUCUUGCCGUCCGACUUGACGUAUACAGAGACAGAAGAAGAGCUUAAACGGCGCUUGUUUGAGAAAAUUGGAGCAUUUGACCAACCUUCGAGCAAGUUGCGUGUGCCCGACCGAGUGGUUGGCCCGACACUGGAUGACAGUGAAAACGAGGGUUCGGACGACAGUAACGACGAGUCAUCGUCGUCAGAAGAAGAAUCAGGGGCAUCACCUGGUGAUGAUGAGUUCACGGACGAUGCAAGUCGUCGAAAAGGCAGAAAGCGGCGACUGGUUAUGUUCUCCGCGCCAGUAAGGAGUAGCAAGAAGUCGAAGAGUCGUCGUGUGAUUGAUUUCCCAGCGUGUACGAUUCCGAGCACACCGUUCGAGACGGGACUUUUGCUGAGCCCAUUGAGCGAGUUGCCUGGUCAUGUAGCUGCAGUCGGCCCCUGUGCACUUCAGUGGCUGCCAUCUUGUCUGCCUAAAAACAUGGACGAAUGGGAGCAAGAGCGUUUGUUAUCGCUUCAGAUGAAGGGUGAGAUCAAACGGCUGCGGUAUCAGCUACAGAAAGCAGAAGCUCAUAAACUGGAUGCACAGCAGCUUGCGAGUGAUCAGCUCGAGUCGAUUAACCAGCUUGUGUCACAGUUGGACAAGUUAAGAGAUAUCCCUGGUGGUCCGGGAACUCUCGGCUCAUCCUCUGGUAGCCACAAGGCACCGAAGGGUUUUGACGACGAGGGUAAGGACACCAGCAACCGACGGGAAGACUCUGUUUUAAAACAAGGACUUGCUGAGACCAAGAAGAAUAGCAAGAGUAUUGAAGCUGACGAUCACGGCAGUAGCGUACACAGCGACGCAAGGCGAACACUGAAGAAACGACACAGCAACGCGACUAAAGUAGUGGCCGAGAAUGGCAACGAUUCUAGUGGCGUCGCAAAGGUCAAGAUGAAAGCAAAAGCUCAACCAGUCAAGCGCUCUCUUCGACCACGAAGAAAAGCUGCUACAGCUUCUCCAAAGCCUAAGUAG